AUGGCCUCCGCAAAGGGGGUAUUGCGGAACGUGCAGGCGCAGGAGGAGGCGUCUCCGCAUUCCCCGCGUGAAGGGGGGGUCUUGCGCAACGAUGAGCUGGCGCGUCAGCUGGAGCAACUUAAAGACAUCGACGCAUUGCAGGCCCUAGCACACAGCAUGGCAGCAGGGGGGAAGGAAGGCUCAUCUGUUCUCACCGCGGCGCAACUGGGGGAGGUGAUAUCUGCGCUGCAGGCGCAGGUGCAGGCUGAGGUGGCAACACAUCAUGACGAGCUGCUGCAGCAGCUGUCCUCGUUAAAAGACACAGAGGGUGUGCUCUCUGUGGUGCGCGCUGGAGUCGACUCGUUAUUAGCCUCGGUCCAGCGCGUGCGGGCAGAGAUAGCGGACCCGUAUCGGGCCAUUCAGGUGAAGACACGUCAGCUGGCCGCCCUCUACGACACCAUGGAGCUGCUGAGAGCCGUCAUUAAGUACCUCAAACUGGUGCGCAAGCUGAGGGAGCAUCUGAGUGGGGGGGUAGAGAAAGCAGAGCUUGGGAAGGCGGGGCAGGUGUGGCAGGAGGUGGGGGCGGUGCACAGAGAGGCGCAGCUGGGGGGGGUGCUUGUGGUGGAGGCACAGCACGAGUGGGUGGCGGAGGCAGGGCAGGCGAUUAGGAGAGAGGCGAUGAAGGCGCUGGAAGGGGGAAUGGAGGCGAUGAACCAGGCUGAAGUGGGCAGCGUGCUGCAGGUGUUUUUCAACAUGGGUGAGCUGCGCCAGACAGUGGAUCAGCUAGUAGCAAAGCACAAGGGGCAGGCCAUGAGAGCCGUGGCGACAGGGCUAGACAUGAAGGCUAUCAGCGCCAGCAUGGGAGCUUCAGGGGGCGGUGGAGGGCUGGGCGGGUCAGUAGGCGGACCAGCUCACCUUUCCCUCGCUUUCCCACUCCCUCCUCCUUCCUUUUCCCCUGCUUCCCAUCGUGCACCCUCAGGAGGAGCCAUGCGCAGUGGCACUCCUCCAAUGGGCGGUGCCCCCAGAGCCCGGGAGGCGCUGUGGCAGCGGCUGACUGGAUGCCUGGAUGAGCUGGCGCGCGUGAUGGUGCUGACGUGGCACCUGCAGCGAGUGAUGGCGAAGAAGCGCGAUCCGAUCUCGCAUGUGGUGUUCCUGGAUCACGUGCUGCAGUCAGGGGACGCGUUGCCAACAGAGCGGGUAUGGGAAGCCUUACUGCGGGCCUUCUCAUCGCAGCUGCGGGCCACGUUCACCGCCUCCUCCUUCGUCAAAGAGACCUUCGUCUCCGCCUUCCCCCGCCUCCUCGCCUCCGUAGAGACCUUUCUCGACCGCCUGCAGGCCGAUACAGACGUGCGCGUGCUGGGGGGAGGGGGAGGGGGAGGGGGAGUCGGGGGAGGAGCGGGAGGAGGAGGGGGAGGGGGAGGGUUUGGGCUGGGAGCGGUUGGGGGCGGUGCUGUGGUGGCUGGUUCGUGGGCCAGUGGUGGCACUCCGCCGGUUAUUUCUGUGGAGCAUCGCGCGCAGAUGCUGGCUGCUCUCGAGCCGUUUCAGGCGGCGUAUCUGGCCCUCUCCCUCUCUAGAAUGACUGAUCCGAUUAACACGAUGAUGCCAGCUGCAGGGGGCGGGAGGGGGGCCUUGCCGGGGCCGGAGGCGGGAGUGAGGCUUAUAACGAGGAUGGAGGAGGAGGUGGAGGCGGUGAAAGGCAAUGGAAGGUUGCUGAGGCUCGUGCUGGCGAAUGCAGGCAAGGCGCUGCAGCUUCUAGCAGAGCGAUGCGAGUACCAGGUCGCCACCGGCCCUGAAUCCCGUCAAGUGCUCGGCCCCUGCUCGCCAGCACAGCAGCGCAACAUCUCCCUGUGUGUCCUCCUAGGGGCAGUGCACACUCGCUGCAUGCAGCUGCUGGCCCGCCUGCCAGAGGAGGCAGACUCAGUGAUGGAGGCGGGUGUGGGGUCCGUGCAUGGGGUGGCCAUGGACGCCGUGGCUCCGCUCUUCAAGGCCAUGCGCGACCGCAUCGAGGCCUGUCUCCUGCAGAUCCACCAGCAGGACUUCUCUUCAGACGACCCCAACGCGCCUCCCGCCUCCACCACCCCGCCACCCCCCGGCGCUGCCUCAAGAAACCGCACCAGCAGCGGAGGCUCCAGACCAGCCCAGAAACAGAACCAGCAGCAGCACGAGUCAGCGGGUGACAACUGCUCGCCAUACAUGGAGAACACCAUCCGAGCCAUCUCCCACUUCCACACCGAAUUCACCUCCAAACUUCUUCUCCCUGACUCCUCCUCCUCUACCUCCUCCUCCGCAGCGCCGGCCUCGUCUAUAUUCGCCGCAUCUCUGUCUGGUGCCGCUGCCUCGGGCCCUCUCUCCCCCUCCACGGCCCUGCCCCCUGCGACUGUGUCAGAGCCUGUUGCCCAGUCCCUUGCAAAGCGCCUUGCAUCUCGCACACUAUUAUUCUUCGUCCGCCACGCAUCGCUGGUGCGCCCGCUAUCGGAGGCGGGGCGGCUGAGGCUGGCGAGGGACAUGGGCGAGCUGGAGUUCGCAGUGGGGCAGCACCUCUUCCCCACGCACGCCCUGGGGGCAUCCUACCGCGCCCUCCGUGCAUUCAGGCCGCUCCUCUUCCUCGAUCUUGAUAAGAUCCCCACCAGCUCACUGCUGCAGGACCUUCCUCCAAGUGUUGUCCUGCAUCAUCUCUUCUCUCGCGCACCCCGCGAGCUGCUCUCUCCCUUCACGCGCAUCCAGCAGCCCCCAGCGCGCUACUCACUCUGGCUGGACCAGCACUCGCAGCAGCAGGCGUGGCAGGGCAUCAAGGCAUCAUUAGACGACUACGUGGGGAGUGUCAAGGCGAGGGGUGGGAAGGAGUUUCAUCCGGUUUAUUCUGUCAUGCUGCAGCUGGGACAGGCUCUGCUGGCGGGAGGCAGUGAGGGCAAGUAG
This is a messenger RNA of Closterium sp. Yama58-4, 2895 nucleotides long. NCBI's taxonomy places the organism in Eukaryota, Viridiplantae, Streptophyta, Zygnematophyceae, Desmidiales, Closteriaceae. The record is from the annotation of a GenBank genome assembly.